AUUUGAACAAUCGAUUCAUACUUUGAUUACCAGUCUUUCCUUCAAGCAAACCCCGAACACAACACAUUCCUUCCAUUCAAGAUGCUGUUCAGCUUCAAGCCCACCAUUCUCCUGGCCCUGGCCCUCACUGCAAUAGCCACCCCCAUCGCCAACCCGACGGUCGAUGAGGGCAACAUCCUGGUUGCCCGCGCUCCUAGAAGAGACGUCGAUUGCAAUGGUAAAAAGUUCACCAAAGCAGACAUUCAUAAUGCCAUUGAACAAUCCAAGGUAGUUGAAGAUAAGAGGCAGACAAACGCCAAGGCCUACGGCAAAUACCCGGAGGUAUAUGGUAAUGGUGAGGGAUUGUUUGGCUCUUCACGCACCCUUUAUGAGUACCCGUUGGUCUCCGGAACCUAUAGCGGAAAGACGAAUGCCGGACCACCGGGCAAUUACCGCGUCAUUAUGGAUGAAAAUUACACGUAUCUUGGAUCGGUCUAUCAUAUCCCUGGGAACUCUUUCAAAAAGUGCACGAAUCUUGCGGACACUGCUACCACCACAGCUACCACCACCACCACUACUAAGGCUACCACCACUGCUACUACCAAGGCUAGUAGUGGCAACACAAGUCACAAGUCCGGCAGCAAGUCUGGCAUUAUUAAAUAG
Aspergillus eucalypticola CBS 122712 is the source of this 642-nucleotide messenger RNA. RefSeq lists its product as uncharacterized. Gene Ontology annotation, molecular function: RNA binding; RNA nuclease activity. Lineage: Eukaryota; Fungi; Ascomycota; Eurotiomycetes; Eurotiales; Aspergillaceae. The record is from RefSeq and is a predicted model, not a curated record. The transcript has 3 exons. The coding region runs from base 82 to 642 and encodes 186 amino acids.